This is a messenger RNA of Plasmodium malariae, 7443 nucleotides long. It is a transcript of the gene PI3K, whose product is annotated as phosphatidylinositol 3-kinase, putative. Gene Ontology annotation, molecular function: 1-phosphatidylinositol-3-kinase activity. The record is from RefSeq and is a predicted model, not a curated record. Gene Ontology annotation, cellular component: phagophore assembly site; membrane; endosome. The coding region runs from base 1 to 7443 and encodes 2480 amino acids. The transcript has a single exon. Gene Ontology annotation, biological process: phosphatidylinositol-3-phosphate biosynthetic process; autophagosome assembly; phosphatidylinositol-mediated signaling. NCBI's taxonomy places the organism in Eukaryota, Apicomplexa, Aconoidasida, Haemosporida, Plasmodiidae.
AUGAAAUUUGUCAAAAAAAUAAAUGAUGCAAACAUAAUAGAUGUUGAUUAUUAUUUUAUUGUAAAAUUUAAUUUUUUUGUUCUUCUUGAAAAUGAACAUGAUGGUCUAUCGGAUGAUGGAAAGGUCUUGCAUAAGGGUAGUGAUAAAAUAUUAUUAUUAGAAAAAAUAAAAAAAUUUAAAAAGUUUAAUAACCUUCAAAAGAGGAAGAAGCAGAAGAGAAAGAAGAAGAGAAGGAGGGCGAGAAAAAUUAAAGUCCUCGUGAUAGAGAAGAACAAGUGUAGAGCGAAAAAUGGCAAUACAAGAAAAAAGGAAAAAAGAGCACGUAAUGAUAGCGGUGAGUACAACCAUCAUACCACUGCCGAUGGUGAGGCGGAGGACAGUGCAGAUGUUACUGCUACUGCUACUGUUACUGCUGGUCGUGAUGAUGAGCGAACGACAGCAAGUAAAGCCUUACCAAGGACACCAAAAAAAGGGGCUCAUUGCAACUUUGAAAUAAUGACUUACUUACUUAUUGAUAGAGAGUUUUUUAGUUACCCUGUUAGACUUAAAUGCAGAACUAUUAACUGGAAAAAAAAGUAUAAUCAAAAGAGUGGUACAAAAAAAAAAAAAGGAAAUUUUGUUUUUUCAGAACAGAGAAAUAAUACAGACUCAUCAAAUAAGUUUGAAGGUGAUUAUGUUAAUUUUUCAUCGCAAAAUGACGAUUCACCAAGUGAAAACGAGAUAGCGAAAAAUUUAGCAAAAAUAUUGCAUGCGUCUGAUAAAAGCGGUAUGAACAAAAAAUAUGAGGAGAAGGAACAACGGAAGCAGCAUUGGCAUCGACAUUGGCAAGAGGAGAAGGGUGAGGGAGCAAUGGAAAAAACCAUCGUGGAAAGGGAUGCGCGUGAACCGUUAAAUGGAAAACCGUGCAAUGGAAGAAAGGGAGAAACUAAUAAGAACAAUACUGCUAAGUACAAUGUUGAUAGGGGAUGCACAUCCAACUGCUUCUCUGAUUUGGAUAGUGCAAAUAAUCCCAGCAGCAGCGGGGAAUUGAAAAGGAACGUAAAAAGAUACGACAGUGUAACAACACUGCUAACUCAAAAGAGAGCAAAGGUGAUUUCUAAGAAUAUAUGCUUAAUAAAUGAGUACGUGAAGUUUCCAAUAAAAUACUGUCAGUUAAGCACAAAGAGCUAUAUCUUUUUUAUUAUAAAAAAUAUUAGAAAUGACGAUAUGGUAUACUACAGCUAUUGCAGUCUGUUUUCUCAUGAGGAUAUACUAAAACAAGGAGUACAAAUAAAAAAAUUAUAUCAUGUUAAAAGAAAAAAAAAAAAAAUUAUAGAAUACAUUACUAAUGCUUUGAAAAAGAAAAUUUACUGCGCUAACGAAAAUUCGUUAAUAAAUAUUACCAAUGAGCAGAUGUAUACAUUUUUAAAAAAAAAUUUACUUUACCAUGAUUUGUUAAAACUAUAUAAUUUUGAGGCAAAAAAUAUGAGGAGUAGUACGAACAGAAGCAGUAGUAUGCACAGAAGCAGUAGUAUGAACAGAAGUAGUAGUAUGAACAGAAGCAGUAGUAUGAACAGAAGCAGUAAUAUGAACAGAAGCAGUAUUAUGAACAGAAGCAGUAGUAUGCACAGAAGUAGUAGUAUGAACAGAAGUAGUAGUAUAAACAGAAGUAGUAGUAUGAACAGAAGCAGUAGUAUGAACAGAAGUAGUAGUAUGAACAGAAGUAGUAGAAUGAACAGAAGCAGUAGUACGAGGAGGAUUACAUUCAUGGAAAGGCAUCUGCAGGGUACUAACGAGACUAGCGCUUCUAACAAAAUAAAAAAUGCAGAUAAAUUAGCACAAGAAAUGAACAAGAAAAAAAAUGUUAACGUUAUAAAUAAUAAGAGCUUAAAAUCGUACAGCAAGAAAAUAUUACACAUUGCGAAAAUAUUUAAAUGGAACAGACACAACAAAGAAAAUAUAGAUUAUGGGAAAUGUACACACAUGAGUGUUCAUUCGAGAGAAGGCACCAAAAUUAGUGGUGAUGAUCAGAAGGAGGAAGAGAAAGGUUUUGCUUCUGACAGAAAUAGAAACAAAACAAGCAAUGCAAACAGGAACAAUGACGCAUAUGUUGUAGCAAAAAAAAAAAAAAAAAAAAAAAAAAAAGAUGUACAUAAGGAUAUGCAUAAAGAUAUACAUGAAGAAGAGGGUAUGAAUGAGGAUGCACAUGCAGACAAUCGUGAGGAUAAUGAUACACGAGGAUGCUGCUCUGCAAACGGCUGGUCAAGCAAGCGAACGCGCAUGGGCAGCUUUUACAAAGCAUUACUCCGAUACAAACAAGUUAACAAUUUUAUUUUUUCCAUGGAAAGGAGAUAUAGGAAUGAAAAAGGAAAAAAUAUUUUUUUUAAUAAAACGUCAGCAGAGGAUUAUGUUAGGGGGAGAAAUAACGUGGAUGGGCAGGAAGAGAUUAACUGUUAUGUGGAAAGCAAUAUAAAGAAACUUUAUCAAGAUAGCAAAAAAAAGAAAAAUAUAAUAUAUAAUAAUGACACAUAUGAUUUGAACUUCUGUUUAGUGGGUACCAAAAAGAAGAGAAAAACAAAAAAAGAUAAGUAUGUUAGAACAAAGAUAUGGAAAAGGAAAUUAUUAAAAUAUGAAAAAGAUCUCUUCUGCGUGAGGAAUUUCAAUUAUAUGGAAAAUUGUUAUGGUAAGGAUAUCCUCCCUGAUGAAAGUAAUGAUCCUCUACAAUGCUGUAAAGAAUUGAUAGAAUUAUAUAAAAAAUGGAAGAUUUAUCAAAAAAAAAAAAUUUCUGGUUAUAUCAUUUUUAACCUGCGCAGUUUUAAUAAGGAUAAAAUAUAUUAUAAUGAAAAAAAAAAAGAGUUGUCCUCAUUUCAUGAACAUAUUUUGGGUUCAACUGAAUGUAGUCAAGAUGAGUCUUAUAAUCAUAACUAUAAUUCGACUAGCCAUUAUGAAUGGUUUUUUAAUUCGUUUGAAUAUGUAGGGAAGGUAGAAGAAAAUACAAAUAUGCUUAGUGAUAAAUUUUUUAAAAGAAUAGGAUGGAAUAAGAAUAAGAACAGUCAGAUGCUUAUAAAACCGGAAUUUGGGAAAAACUACGCCAUUGAAGGAAUGGUUGAUGAUUAUCCAUUUAGACGGAUGUUAAGUGUCGAAAUGGAUGAAGAGGUAGGUAGAGGCAGUGGUGUGAAUCUAACUACAUAUGAGAUGGAAAAGAUUCGAAAAAAUGAGGACAGUACAAAUUUGAAAGGAACAACACACAUAAAUGACCUAACCAUUAGUUAUCAUGUGAAUAACUGCACCGAAGAAUAUACCCAAUGGGAAGAUAAAAUAGUUAUACAUAGUAACAGUAGUAUCAAAAAUGAGGAUAUAAUAUAUUCCAAAAAAACAUCCACAGGUUAUAGUGACAAUAAAAAAAGUGCUCCUAUAAAUGAUACUGCGAAUAGUGGAAAUGCUUAUGAUUUUAUAGCACAACAGAAGGGUAUGGAAGAAGUUAAUACAAUGAAUCUAGUAAACCAAGGGAACAAUACAGAAAGUGUAUACAACGUGGUCGAUGUGGAUGAUGUGUAUAUUGUGGACCAUGCGUGCUGUGCAGACGAAAAAAGAAAAGGACUAAUCGGAAAGGGGGAGUUAAGCGCAGAUAUGGAGUUUACCCCAUGCAUGAGGAAGGUGCUCCCGGAGUCGAAGGAAAAGGAUGUUAAGCUAAAUCAAAUUGGAUUAGACGAGGGUAGAGUAGAAGAGAGUAGAAUAGACAACAGCGAGUUGGACCUGAGCAAUGUAAACGAGAGCGGGUUAGACCUGAGCAAUGUAAACGAGAGCGGGUUAGACCUGGGUAAUGUAAACGAGAGCGGGUUAGACCUGGGUAAUGUAAACGAGAGCGGGUUAGACCUGGGUAAUGUAAACGAGAGCGGGUUGGACAUGGGUAAUGUAAACGAGAGGGGGGUAGACCUGGGAAGAGUACACAGAAGCGGGUUAAAGCAGAUGGCCCUGAAUGAUAUAUUUGAACAUAUCAGCAAAUACACCAGUCGCAUAAGUAAGAACAUCCGUAUAACAAACCGGAACAGGUACGAUGAUUACCCGUAUGAUUUUUUAUGGACAGAAAAAUUUGAAAAGCAGUCCUUGUUAGCACCAACAAUAAAUGAAAUAAGAACAUUGAACACAGUUUUGAAUAUACCAAUAAUGAAAAUGAAUGAAAAUGAAAAAAGUUGUGUGUGGAAAUAUCGUUUUCAUCUAUUAAAUAGAAAAGAAACGUUAGGUAAAUUUUUAAAGUGUGUGAAUUGGAAUAAUAAAAAAGAAGAAGAAGAAGCGAUUAUAUUAUUAAGUAAAUGGUCAAAGCCUUGUUUGGAAAAUUGUUUAGAAUUAUUUCAUUCGUAUAUGCAUUAUACAGUUAUUAAAAAAUAUAUUAUGAAUAUAAUAAAUAAUACAAAAAAGGAUCAGCUAAAAUUGUAUCUAUUUCAGUUAGUACAAUGUUUGAGAACAUUUAAUCAUGAACACAUUGAUGAUUUGUUUAUUAACACGUUAAUACAUAAAUGUAUUAAGUCGAAGAAAUUGUCUAUAUAUUUACAUUGGCUUCUUUUAAGUGAAACAAAAGAUAAAUCAAAAGGAAAUUUAUAUAUACAUAUACAUAAAUUAUUUAUUAACAAAUUAAUGACAUCUAGUUUAAAAAAAAAAAAAGAAAUUCUAGAAAUUCUAAAAAAUCAAAACAGAUUCCGUAAUCAGUUGUUAUACCUAACUAAAAUUGCAAAGAAUAAAGCAGAUCGCAUACAAAACAAGACAAAAAAGUUGAGGCAUUUCUUAUUCUAUUAUAGAAAGAAUUAUGGCUAUAUUAAUAUUAAACAGUUUAUACAGAAUAACAUAUUCGUCACUGAUCAAAAUGUGUACGAUUAUGCUCACAUGAACGAAUAUGCUCAUGUGGAUGACUGUGUUCAUAUGUCCAACAACGAAAGAGAUGCUUCCACUUUUAAAGAGAAUGAAAAUGCACAUAGUUGUCGUAUUUCCACUGCGGUAAAUGAUCAUCACUCUAUUCAAAGGGGAAAAAAAGAGAAAAGGAAAAGUCAAACAGAGGAAGAAGCAAAGAAUGACCAGGAUAUAGGCAACAGUACACCAAGGCACACGUCCGAAGAUGACAAAGAGAAUGCAUUACGUGCAGAUGCUCCUGUGGGAAAAUGCCUUAUGGUGGACUCAACAAGAGAAAGCGCGCAUUGUGAUGCAAACAGUAACGCUAAUGAGAGAAGUGGUAAAACUAAUGAAGGAAGCAGUAAAACUAAUGAAGGAAGCAGUAAAACUAAUGAAGGAAGCAGUAAAACUAAUGAGAGAAGCGAUAAAACUAAUGAGAGAAGUGGUAAAACUAAUGAGAGAAGUGGUAAAACUAAUGAGCGAAGCAGUAAAACUAAUGAGCGAAGCGGUAAAACUAAUGAGCGACGUGGUAAGUCUAAUGAGCGAAACAGUAAAACUAAUGAACGAAGUGGUAAGUCUAAUGAGCGAAGCAGAGAUGUAACUCGAGCGGAAAAACCAAAUGCGCAGCAUUCUAUUAAAAAGGAUAGUAACAAUAAAGAAAUGUUUUUCGAAAAUGCAAAUAAUAAACACAACGAAAUGAGGAACUCCAUUUAUUACUUAACCAACGAACUAAGCAUUAACUAUGAUGUAAGUAAAGAUAUAUAUAAUUUUCAGUAUCAAAAAUGCGGUAAUCAUAAGUCAACAUCUGACGUUUGUGAUGAAUCUAAUAAAACGAUUAACUACAUUGAUGAUUCAAAAAAUAUAAGAAUAGAAAUAAAUAGAGAUAAUUCUUUUCUUUCAAAUUUUUUACAGUUUAGUGAUAAUUUUGAUUUUUUCUUAAGCACAACAUAUAGUGAUGAUGAUACUAAUAUAGAAAUUUUAGAUGACUCUAUAAGUAUUGUUCAGAAACAAAGAAUAAAAAAAAUUAAUGUACCUUUAAUUUUACCCAUUGAUCCCGAUAGUGAGUUAUUAACAUUUUUACCUGAACAAUCAUACGUUGUUCGUUCAUCACUUUACCCAAUUGUUAUUGCCUGUCUGGUCAGAAAAAAAAUAAAGCUCUCGCAUGAAAGCUUUCAUAAUCUGAUUAUUAAUAAACAAAAAUAUUUAAAGAAAAAUAUUAAAAAAAAAAAAAAUUAUUCUUUAUAUCAUUCUUGUAACUCUAAAUUUAUCAAGGCCAUGUAUAGCUCAUUUGACCAUGCGAGGAACUUUAAGUAUUAUUACAAAUAUUUGAGAUACCACAAUGAUAACAUCUUUUACAAGCAUAAGAAGAUAGAGAAGAUUUACAUGCAAAACACUGCCUUGUGCCAUAGCGAAUCGUCUAAUAAAAAAAAAAACUUGCCCAGUGGGAAUAGCAGUAUUAGCAAUCGAGGUAGUAAAAAUUGUGGAGAGGGGUUCAGACAAACCUUAAACGGAGAAAGUUCUGAACAUGUUAAGAAGCACAAUAGGAAAGCGGUGGAAGAAAAAGCGGUGGAAGAAAAAGCGGUGGAAGAAAAAGCGGUGGAAGAAAAAGCGGUGGAAGAAAAAGCGGUGGAAGAAAAAGCGGUGGAAGAAAAAGCGGUGGAAGAAAAAGCGGUGGAAGAAAAAGCGGUGGAAGAGAUAGCAGCGGAUGAGAUAACAGCGGAUGAGAUAACAGCGGAUGAAAAAGAAAACAGUGUAAGUAAGAAAUGCGUGAAAAAAUAUAACGAAAUAUACGAGUUGUCUAUAAAAAAAUAUAUUUACAAAGCUGGUGACGACUUAAGGCAAGAUCAUUUGGUAAUACAAAUAAUAUAUAUCAUUGACAAUAUUUGGAAAAGAUAUGGAUUGAAUUUAAAAUUAACAUUAUAUAGAGUUUUAGCUCUAUCAACAGAUGAUGGAUUUAUUGAGUUUGUUGAUUAUGCUGAGUCUAUAUCAUCUAUAAAAAGAAAUUAUAAAGGGGAGAUACGGCAAUAUUUUAUUGACAACAGUGAAGAAACAGACUCCCCCUUAGGUUUUGACGUACAAAUAUUAGAAAAUUUUAUAUCAAGUUGUGCAGGUUACAGUGUAAUAACAUAUAUAUUAGGAAUAGGAGAUAGACAUUUAGAUAAUUUAAUGGUUUCAAAAGAUGGCUGUUUUUUUCAUAUUGAUUUUGGGUAUAUUUUUGGGGAAGACCCAAAACCUUUUUCUCCUCCUAUGAAAUUAUGUAAAGAAAUGAUUGAGGCUAUGGGUGGAGCGCAUAGUUCAGGCUAUGAACAGUUUAUAAAAAAGUGUUGUCUAGCUUAUAAAUAUUUAAGAUAUCAUUCAAAGUUAAUCAUAAGCUUACUUGAUUCCAUGUGUGAAUCAGGACUUAAAGAUAUGAAAAUGAGUCCUGAAUUAUGUGUCUUAAAAGUUCAAGAAAAGUUUAGACUUGAUUUAAAUGAUGAAGCAGCGGAAAUAUAUUUCUUAAGUGUUAUUAAUGCAUCAGUUAAAACUCUCUUUCCAGUUGUUGUUGACAAAUUGCAUGAGUGGGCUCUCAACUGGAAGUGA